Molecule: messenger RNA, 282 nt
Organism: Mesorhabditis belari
Lineage: Eukaryota; Metazoa; Nematoda; Chromadorea; Rhabditida; Rhabditidae
Source: the annotation of a GenBank genome assembly
AUGCACCACCCGAUCCACCGCGUGACUCGGAUUUCGAUUCAACCGAUGAAGCAUUCGUUGAGGUGGAUGGCUGCUCGUCCGAGCUUUCACUCGCUUGCUCGGAUGCCUCUUCGGAGUAGAUCGAUUCGGAGGGUUCCGAUGACUCUUCGGUGGUUGAACGAGACCGCGAAUCGGCGACAGAUCGGGAAAUUGAUCGAGACGCAGGCGGAUCGUGACGCAGAGGAAGAAGAGGCUCUCGUCUCACCGCUCGCUGCCGAUGAUGUGCUCGCCUCUUCCGAGCAG